Malurus melanocephalus (red-backed fairy wren) is the source of this 2634-nucleotide messenger RNA. Its product is annotated as transcription factor E2-alpha-like. The coding region runs from base 1 to 2202 and encodes 733 amino acids. Gene Ontology annotation, biological process: regulation of transcription by RNA polymerase II. The record is from RefSeq and is a predicted model, not a curated record. NCBI's taxonomy places the organism in Eukaryota, Metazoa, Chordata, Aves, Passeriformes, Maluridae. Gene Ontology annotation, cellular component: transcription regulator complex. The transcript is spliced from 16 exons. Gene Ontology annotation, molecular function: protein dimerization activity; RNA polymerase II cis-regulatory region sequence-specific DNA binding; DNA-binding transcription factor activity, RNA polymerase II-specific.
AUGGUACCACAAUGUCAUGAUGUCCCCCACCAUGGCACUUACAAAGUGGCACAAUGUCCCCCACCAGAGUCCCACAAUGUCCCCCACCAUGACACCUACAAGCACCUGCCGUUUCACAUCCUUGCUUUGCAGAGGUUCCUUGCAGGGGUCCAGGGGCUCCUUGCAGGGAAGCACGAGCUGAAAGCCCCUUUUGUUCCCGCACACCUCUUCCCCCACCUCCACCCCCAUAUUUACGGAUUUGCUUUCCCUCCCGGCCCCUCGGCUUGUGUUUAUUUUUCCCCUCAGCCGCAUUGGUGUGAAGGUGGCUCAAAGCAGCUCUGUUCUCCCCCACGAGUGGUGUUCAGGAUUCCAUGGCAGCCUUUUCUCUCUCCUCGUUUGCAGCCUGGUUUCCUGGCCGGCGAGAUGGGAAUCGCCAGCCCCAGCACGCUGUCCCCCACUGCAGCCAAAGGGGCGUCGCAGUAUUUUUCUUACCCCAACAAUCCUCGCAGGAGAGGUGCUGAGAGCAGCAUAGAUGGACAGCCCAAAAAGGUUCGGAAGGUGCCUCCUGGACUCCCCUCCUCGCUCAGCUCCAUGUUUCUUGCAGAUGGACUCCAUAACUCGCCAGACCURUGGAGUUCCCCGGGUGCCAUGAGCCAGUCGAGUUACGGUGCCAUGCUGGGCAGUUCCUCGUCCCCGCUCCCGCAGUCCAGCGGCUUCAACAGUUUACACCAGCACGAACGCAUGAACUACCAGCUGCACCCUGGAGAGGUGAACGGMGGGCUCCCUGCUGUACCCGGCUUCUCCUCGGCCUCCACGGCGUACGGAGUGUCCAGCCACACGCCCCCGAUCAGCGGCACGGACAACAUGAUGGGAAACAGAGGAAGCACAGCCGGGAGCUCCGGGGACGCGCUCGGGAAGGCUCUGGCCUCGAUUUACUCCCCUGACCACUCAAGCAAUAACUUCUCCUCCAACCCCUCCACCCCGGUCGGGUCCCCGCAGGGCCUCGCAGGCUCGUCGCAGUGGCCGCGGGCGAGCGGAGCGGGUGCCUUAUCUCCCAGCUAUGAAGGGAGCCUCCACACUUUGCAAAACAAAAUGGAAGACAGGUUGGACGAAGCCAUCCACGUGCUGAGGAACCACGCCGUGGGCCAGACCUCRGCCAUGGCCAGCAACCACGGCGACAUGCACGGGCUGCUGGGCUCAGCACCACCCCACAGCGCUGCCGUGGGCAGCCUGGGCCAGGCCUUCCCUGCCUCAGUCAUGGCCCUGGGGAGCAGGCACCCCAGUCUGGUGGGAGGAGGCCACCCCGAGGAUGGGCUGUCCAGCACCCCCAGCUUGCUCCACAACCACGUCACCCUUCCAGCACAGCCCAGCUCGCUCCCAGACCUCAGCAGGCAGCAGGACUCGUACAGUGGCUUGUCUGGGGCGCUGGGGCGGAGCAGUGUCUCCUCAGGAACGAGUGAAAUAAAGAGGGAAGAGAAGGAGGAUGAGGAGAACACGUCAGUGGCAGAUAACUCUGAAGAGGAGAAGAAGGAGCUGAARCCCUCCCGGAACAGAACAAGUCAAGAUGAGGAUGAGGAGGACGAUCUUCUUCCCCCAGAGCAAAAAGCCGAGAGAGAGAGAGAAAGGAGGGUCGCCAAUAAUGCCCGUGAGCGCCUGCGGGUCCGUGACAUCAACGAGGCCUUUAAAGAGCUCGGACGCAUGUGCCAACUGCACCUAAACAGCGAAAAACCGCAGACCAAACUGCUAAUCCUACACCAGGCCGUAUCAGUCAUACUGAACCUGGAGCAACAAGUUAGAGUGUGCGUGCCCAUCCUCGGGCACAGUGUCCCCAGGGGAGAAGGGGGAAGUGAGGGCAGUACAGACGAGGCCUUGUCACUGGAGGACAAAGAUCUGAGGGACCGGGAGAGGAGAAUGGCCAAUAACGCCAGGGAAAGGGUGCGUGUGCGGGACAUUAACGAGGCCUUUAAAGAACUGGGACGCAUGUGCCAGAUGCACUUAAAAACGGACAAAGCACAGACCAAACUGAUCAUCCUACAGCAAGCGGUGCAGGUCAUUCUGGGCCUGGAGCAGCAAGUACGAGAGCGCAAUCUGAACCCGAAAGCYGCCUGCUUGAAGCGUCGGGAAGAGGAGAAAGUGUCCGGAGUGGUAGGAGACCCCCAGAUGACACUUUCAGCUUCACAUCCUGGUCUAGGAGACGGUCACAACCCUGUUGGACACAUGUAAAGAUCUUUUUGUUCCUCUGGAUACAGAGAUCUGUAGGAAGAAAACCCUYGGUGUGACCUUGUUGAACCAUAAACUGUAGUACUGCUCAUACUGACACACGCAGACGGAUCCUGGCGUGACGUAAGGGGUGRAAAAAACACUUUGUCAGAAACAAAACGGAAACAAAAAAAUUGCCUUAAGUAUAAAGUGCAGAACAGUCAAUACAUAUCACUCAGUUAGGAGGGGGUGGCGUGUUCUCUUGGCUUGUUCACAAGCAGCCAGCAGCAAAAUUGUGCCUAAGCUUGAUAUUUCUUUUUUAAAAAAAAAGAACAUUAGUUAUGAGAUUUUUUAUGUAGAACAAAUAGCAAUGCCUUUUGGUUUUUUUUAGCUUCUUUUGCAUAUGUUUUGUAAGCAACGAAAAGAAUUUUUUUUUGUAUAAAAACAUGUCUUGUA